Molecule: messenger RNA, 336 nt
Organism: Parnassius apollo (apollo)
Lineage: Eukaryota; Metazoa; Arthropoda; Insecta; Lepidoptera; Papilionidae
Source: the annotation of a GenBank genome assembly
AUGGCUCCUAGAGUAAACAGUGUGGCUUGGGAUCAUUUUACGGACAAAGGGCAACAAAUGGCCGAGUGUAAUAUUUGUAAAAUACAACUGAGUUUUAAAAGUUCUGUAUCAAACCUUACAAAACACAUUAAACGUAAACAUCCAUUAGUAAGUUUAGUUAGAAGAAACGACGUUCCAGCUCCAGUGAUAACAUCCCAGACUAACCAGCAAACACCAAUAUCAGACCAAUCUGCUGGAAUAGUUCAACAACCUGAAGGUGAACAACGGCCGUCCACAAACUUGGUGCGAUUAGUACCUACAACCGGGUGCGAGAACUAUAGCUUCAUACAUAUAUAG